UCUUCUUAUCUCGACGGAUUUUCUGGUCUCUUAUUUAUUUUUUUAUAUAAUCCGAAAAUAAGGUGAAAAAAGGCGGCUUCAUAACACUUUUUUUCUUCUUCAAAUAAUGGGCUGAUUAUAUUGUACUUGUCGAUUUGUUUUUUCUAUAAAUUAAUUUUUCUCAGCAUUUUGUUAUACUCACACAUUAUGAAGACUACUUUUGUUUUGCUCUUGUUGUUGACAAUGGCAGUUUUGGUUUGCUCUAUUUCUUAUGACAAUGGAGGCACCUCAACGAAUACUCUUGGAAUGGAGGAUAAUGAAUUGACAGUGAUUAUCAAAAACAGAAAGCUACAGGGCAAUGUCAAUGAAGCAAGAAGGAUCGAUGAUGCAGGGAAGAUAAAUCUAGAAGAUUACCGUCCGAUAGAUCCAGCUCCAAGCUCAAAAGCUUCAGUAAGACCAGGGCCUAUACAACAUGGGACUCCUCUAAUGCCUUAUAUUCCUAAGCAGCCUUCACCUCCUCCUCCUCGCUCCAACCCCGUGGGGUUUCCAUAGGCAUGAUCCGUUCUCACGGAUCAUUGCCCAGGGUGAUAAGACGAGGUGUAGCACGGUCUGAUCAGCACAUCUCAUAUUCUAAUGUUAAAAACUAGAAGAAUGUAAUAACUUUAAAAGAAUAAUGUGUGUUUUAUUUGCUUUUCUUGUAAAAUUUAAUUUGAGCCUUCGUGUUUAGAGGUUCGUAUUUGUACCUUAUCUAGGUGGUAUGUAUAACGCAUUUGCUUAAAAUACAAAGUUGAUUCCAUCGA
Molecule: messenger RNA, 779 nt
Organism: Solanum lycopersicum (tomato)
Lineage: Eukaryota; Viridiplantae; Streptophyta; Magnoliopsida; Solanales; Solanaceae
Source: RefSeq, a predicted model, not a curated record